UUCACUCACAUGCCAUCUUUUUCUUUAAUUGUCACAAAUUUUCUCCAAACUUUCUCUUUCUAUAUAUCUAUAUAAAGUCCCCCACCACCUUCUCUCAUGUAGUAAUCCAAACAUACAUCUUUCUUCUCACCUCAUCUCAUAUUUCUCUCUCUCUAAAGCCCUUUUUCUCUCCAUCUCUUUAAUUUGAUCAAAAACUGAUUCAUCUAUCAACACCUUUUUUCCAUCUAUCAAUCAGUUUCUCCGUUUAGAGUAAAAUCAUUUGUCGUGAUGGAUCAUCACCAUAUUAAAGUCGGUUUGAGCCGUGGAGGUAAUUACAAUAAAAAUAACAACCAUCAACAACAGCAUGAAGAAGACAUGGACCUCCGACAAGGUCCAUGGACCGUCGAAGAAGACUUCACCCUCAUCAACAACAUAGCUCACCAUGGUGAAGGUCGCUGGAAUUUUCUCGCCCGCUCUGCUGGUUUAAAGCGAACUGGGAAAAGUUGCAGAUUGAGAUGGCUAAAUUAUCUCCGCCCGGAUGUUCGACGUGGAAACAUCACUCUUGAAGAACAACUUGUGAUUCUUGAGCUGCAUUCUCGUUGGGGCAAUCGGUGGUCAAAAAUUGCUCAGCAUUUGCCAGGAAGAACUGACAACGAGAUCAAGAAUUACUGGAGAACCCGAGUGCAAAAGCAUGCCAAACAACUGAAAUGCGACGUGAACAGCAAGCAAUUUAAGGAUACCAUGCGUUAUCUAUGGAUGCCAAGGCUAGUUGAGAGAAUUCAAGCAGCUGCCACCACAAACUCCAAUCAAGUGACAAUUAAUCCAAAUAUGGGUAUAUCUGAAGUUGUGCCUAUUCACAACAAUAACAACGCUAUUAAUAAGCCAAGAAUGAGUGAGAAUUCAAUUAGCACGGCAGCUUCAUCAGAAAACUCAUUUGGGACGCCUGUUUCUGACAUCACUGAUUGUUGCUACAACUAUCCCCCAGUUAUAAGUAACAAUCAGCAAGAUUAUUUUCAUCAAAGUACUCAACUCGGAGAAUCUUUAACCAUCCCCACGGGUCUAGAAUUCCAUGCUGCAAUGGAUCAGCAAAACAUGAGUCAAUGGAUGGACAAUGUGUGGAACACUGAGGACAUGUGGUUCAUACAGCAGCAACUGAACGACAACAAUGUCGUCUGAGGAUUAACCAAACUGCUUAAAUACAAUAAGAGCAAACAUCAUCACAUCACGUGUAGAAAAAACAAGUAAAGAAAAUUUGUGGAUUUAUCAAAAAUUCAUCCUUCUGUAGGACACACACAUGUAGCUUCUUGGGAGAGAGACUUGCAGGACUAAUUAGGAUUUUCAUGUUUAGUAUCUUAGAACUACUUUUCUUCUCUAUUUUAGUUUUUCUUGUCUUUUCUUUCUUUUUCCAUGGAGGGGGUUGGGUUAAAAGGAUUCAUGAUUUGUAACUUCUUUUGAUAUUAUUUAAAACAUCUCUAGUUCUUUGAA
Messenger RNA from Nicotiana tabacum (common tobacco), 1464 nucleotides. RefSeq names its product transcription factor MYB78-like. Gene Ontology annotation, biological process: regulation of DNA-templated transcription. Gene Ontology annotation, molecular function: sequence-specific DNA binding; DNA-binding transcription factor activity. The record is from RefSeq and is a predicted model, not a curated record. NCBI's taxonomy places the organism in Eukaryota, Viridiplantae, Streptophyta, Magnoliopsida, Solanales, Solanaceae. Gene Ontology annotation, cellular component: nucleus.